AUGUCCGCGCCUCCAUCUUGGCUAUUCUCCAACAACUUCACAAAAACCAAUAACGCAAGCACCCCUACGGCUUCCGCGACAACGCAACCAGACAAAAUGGCCAAGGUCAAGAAGUCCGAGAAGAAGGUCAAGGCCGAUGCCACCUCCACCAAGCAGGCUCCUCCCGCCCAAUUGAUGGACCUCAUCGACUCCUUCCUUUCCGAGAACGCCUUCACCUCCGCCCACGAGGCCUUCCAGAAGCAGCGCGCCAAGAGCGGCUGGAAGCCUUCCAAGAAGGAAGCGGCCCAGACGGACCUCGUCACCGUCUUCCAGACCUGGCAGACUUCUUCCACCGCUCCGACCACCAGCGAGAGCUCUAGCGACAGCAGCUCGAGCGAGGAUGUGGACAUGGCCGAUGCGGCUGCCGCUGAGAGCGACAGCGAUAGCAGCUCGAGCUCCAGCUCCAGCUCCAGCUCCGAUUCCGACUCCAGCAGCGACAGCGAGAGCGAGGAUGAGAAGCCCAAGCCCGAGGCUAAGCAGAGCCUGAAGCGCAAGGCGCCCGAGUCCGACAGCAGCAGCAGUGAUAGUAGCAGCAGCAGCGACAGUGACUCCUCCUCAGACGACUCCAGCUCUGAAGAUGAGGCCCCCAAGGCCAAGAAGCAGAGGGUCAAGAAGGACGACAGCAGCUCCUCCUCCGACUCCUCUUCCGAUUCCAGCUCGGACAGCUCUAGCGAAUCUGACUCCUCCUCCGACUCAGACUCUUCCGACAGCGACAGCGACUCUGACUCCGACUCUGAUGGCUCUGAGGCCGCAAAGGUGCCCCUUCCCGAAUCCGGCUCCGACUCCUCUUCUUCCUCUUCCGAUUCGGACUCCGACUCAGACGCAGACACCAAGAAGAAGGCCAAGAAGGAAAAGGCACCCACCGACAGCGCUUCCCUCUCCUCCGCAACCCUCGAGAAGACCUCCCCCGAGCUCAAACCCGCGACCUCCACGGCCGCCGACCCGCCUCUGCCCCCUGACCCCAUGACCUACCGCGCCAACAACCGCGGCGGCAAGAAGGAGAAGAAGGAGCCCAACAAGCCCUUCUCCCGCAUCCCCGACGUCGUCUACGUCGACCCCCGCUUCGCCAGCAACGAAUACGUGCCCAACGACUACUCGCAGCGCGCCCACGAGGACCUCAUCGUUACCAAGGGCAAGGGCUUCACCAAGGAGAAGAACAAGAAGAAGCGCGGCGCCUACCGCGGCGGCUUGAUUGACAUUUCUAGCAAGAAGGGCAUCAAAUUCGACUAA
Messenger RNA from Colletotrichum acutatum, 1269 nucleotides. RefSeq names its product SRP40, C-terminal domain-containing protein. The coding region runs from base 1 to 1269 and encodes 422 amino acids. The record is from RefSeq and is a predicted model, not a curated record. The transcript has a single exon. Gene Ontology annotation, cellular component: nucleoplasm; nucleolus. NCBI's taxonomy places the organism in Eukaryota, Fungi, Ascomycota, Sordariomycetes, Glomerellales, Glomerellaceae.